CCGCGGUGGAGUGGUCUAAUCCGCGGCCACAGAGCGACACUACACCGGGAAAUCGGGUUUCGGCGGCUGCGAUGUUGUAAAAAGAGAUCUUCAUAAUCAGGUAUUAAUAUCAGACAGCGAGCGGCGGGCCCUCGGUGACCAGGGCGCUACAACCAUGUCGACUCCGGCCAGAAGACGGCUCAUGAGGGACUUCAAACGGCUCCAGGAGGACCCCCCCGCCGGUGUGAGCGGAGCCCCCUCUGAGAACAACAUCAUGGUGUGGAACGCCGUCAUAUUCGGGCCUGAGGGGACCCCCUUUGAGGACGGCACCUUUAAGCUGACGGUCGAGUUCACAGAGGAGUACCCCAACAAGCCCCCCACGGUGCGGUUCGUCUCCAAGAUGUUCCACCCCAACGUGUACGCAGACGGCAGCAUCUGCCUCGACAUCCUCCAGAACCGCUGGAGUCCCACAUACGACGUCUCCUCCAUCCUCACCUCCAUCCAGUCGCUGCUGGACGAACCAAACCCAAACAGCCCGGCCAACAGCCAGGCCGCCCAGCUAUACCAGGAGAACAAGAGGGAGUACCAGAAGAGGGUCUCGGCCAUCGUGGAGCAGAGCUGGAGGGACAGCUGACCGCCUGCUGCCCCCAGGGCCCAGUGUGUGUGUGCGUGUGUGUGUGUGUGUGUUUUAGUGGACCCCCCCCAUACACCUCUUGAAGCUUUUAUGCACUUUACCUUCACCUUCCCCUGUAUCGUCUCCCCGACACGGAACCCUUUCUUUUUAUUUUGGCCCUCUGUGAUUGGUCGGGGGCCUUGCGUUGGGCGGUUAGCCUUGUGGUUUAGUUUGGUCACUCAGGACGGGUUUGGGCCUUCUGCCAACGCGCCUGUGUGCUGUUCUGCUGUAAGUCUCCCCACUCAUCAUGUCCACGUUCUGAAGGACGCGUGAAGCGUUCAACGUGGAGACGCUUCAGUCGCCAUCCAACAGGUUUUUGGUCCGUAGUUGUUUUUUCCCAGAGGCGUUUCUCUGGGCUCUGAUUGGUCCCCUCGGCAGGACAGACACACGGGGGCGACCAAUGAGCCCGCUCUCCAGGGGUGUGAGCUCCAUGCAGAGGUCAGGGGUCAGUGCUGGGGUACAUACGGUCGCGUGCGUCUGACUUUAUGUACAGGAGCUCUUUUCUCUCACUCUCCCCUCAUUUACUUUUUUCAACACGUGUAAAUAAAAAGGCAAAUUCA
Messenger RNA from Gadus macrocephalus (Pacific cod), 1212 nucleotides. It is a transcript of the gene ube2al, whose product is annotated as ubiquitin conjugating enzyme E2 A, like. The transcript is spliced from 6 exons. Gene Ontology annotation, biological process: protein polyubiquitination; DNA repair; proteasome-mediated ubiquitin-dependent protein catabolic process. The record is from RefSeq and is a predicted model, not a curated record. The coding region runs from base 155 to 613 and encodes 152 amino acids. Gene Ontology annotation, cellular component: HULC complex. Gene Ontology annotation, molecular function: ubiquitin conjugating enzyme activity. NCBI's taxonomy places the organism in Eukaryota, Metazoa, Chordata, Actinopteri, Gadiformes, Gadidae.